AUGGACGUCAAGACAGCGUUUCUUAACGGCUCCCUCAACGAAGACAUCUACAUGGACCAGCCGGACGGAUACCUGGAUGCAACACAGCCGGACUAUGUGUGCAAGCUAAAGAGAUCACUCUACGGCUUGAAGCAAUCGCCUCGCAUGUGGAACCAAACAAUCGAUGGGUUCAUGAUCAAGAUGGGAUUCAAGAAGUGCGAAUCGGACCACUGCAUCUACAUCAAGCGAGACGACCAAGACAUGAUUCUCGUGGUGCUCUACGUCGAUGAUCUCAUCCUGGCCAGCAGCAACAACGAACUCCUCAAGUCGACCAAGAUGGCGCUGAGCAAACGCUUCGAAAUGACGGAUCUCGGUGAGCUCGAUUACUUUCUCGGCAUGGAGAUCAAGAACGACCGUAAGACGGGAAUGGUGACUGUGCAACAAACCAAGUUUCUCAAGUCCGUGUUGACCAAGUUCGGAAUGGAUAACAGCAAGCCAGUGAAGACGCCUCAAGAUCCCGGCCUGAAGCUAACCAAGAACAUGUGUGAACAAGAAUGCAAGCACGAAGACACCAUGUGCAACGUGCCAUAUCGAAGUGCUGUCGGAGGCAUCAUGUAUCUCAUGGUCGCCACACGUCCGGAUCUAGCUGCUGCAGUGGGAUCAUUAUCCCAGUUCUCGUCCGACCCAUGCCCGACUCACUGGCAAGCUUUGAAGCGUGUGCUGAGAUACCUGCAAGCAACGCCCAAUCAUGGUCUUGAGUUUACACGUGAAGAAGGAAGCCGUAUCUGCGGGUACACCGACGCAGACUGGGCCGGCGACAUUGAGUCAGGACGAAGUACAAGCGGCUAUGUGUUCAUGAUGAGCGGAGGAUGCAUCAGCUGGAAAAGCCAGAAACAACGGACGGUCGCGCUAUCUUCAACAGAAGCAGAAUACAUGGCGCUUUCCGAAGCAACCAAAGAAGCAGUAUGGCUCAAAGUGCUUUUGGGGGAACUUGGUGAGAUGACAAGCGACGAAGCGAUCAAGAUGUAUGAAGACAACCAAGGAUCAAUCGCUCUCGCCAAGAACCCGGAGUUCCAUAAGAGAACAAAACACAUCGACAUACGCUACCAUUUUGUGCGUGAGAAGGUGGAAUCAGGUGAAGUCGUUUUGGAGUAUUGCCCGACUCAAGAUAUGCUGGCAGACAUGAUGACCAAGCCGAUCGCCGCUGUACAAUUUGAAAACAUUCGCGAUCGACUUGGGAUCCAAGGUGCCGCAGCUAACGAGUCGAGAGGGAGUGUUGAAAAGACAGCGGCUGUGAAGAAGACACCUCGUCAAGCUGCGUCAAGUGUUGAAGCAAGUGGAAGACCAAGCUUCGCUAUACCGGUGGGUACCGGUAUGUACCAGUAA
Molecule: messenger RNA, 1365 nt
Organism: Peronospora matthiolae
Lineage: Eukaryota; Oomycota; Peronosporomycetes; Peronosporales; Peronosporaceae
Source: the annotation of a GenBank genome assembly